GUGGCGAGCGCGUUCGCGGCGUACGGACACUACUUGGGUCUCGUCUUGGUCGUCGGGGCGCUGACGACGGAGAAGUGGACGGUGAAGGCUGGGAUGAGCGAAGCGGAGGAACAGCGACUCGUCGUCGCGGAUUCCAUCUACGGCAUCGCGGGAGUGCUGGUGCUGUACACCGGGUACCUGCGAGCGACGGAAUACGGUAAAGGAUGGGAGUUCUACAGUCAUGAACCGAUUUUCUGGGUGAAGAUGUGGCUGUUCACCGUGAUGGGGAGCUCGUCGUUGUUCCCGACGAUUAAAAUUAUCGGACGCGCGGCGGCCAAGGCGAAGGGCGAAGUGGAGCCGAUGAGCGAAAAGUUGGCGACGCGAAUCACGAAGAUUGUGAACGGCGAAUUGCUCGCGGUGUGCUCGAUUCCGCUCGCGGCGGCGUUGAUGUCUCGUGGGGUGGCGUACGCGCCGGAUAUGCCUUGGCAAGCGGGCGCGGCGCCCAUCGCGUUGACGUCGCUCGGGCUCGGCGUCAAGUACGUCAAGGAGGCGUUGACCUGGGAAGAAGACUAA
Molecule: messenger RNA, 552 nt
Organism: Ostreococcus lucimarinus CCE9901
Lineage: Eukaryota; Viridiplantae; Chlorophyta; Mamiellophyceae; Mamiellales; Bathycoccaceae
Exons: 1
Source: RefSeq, a predicted model, not a curated record